Molecule: messenger RNA, 11825 nt
Organism: Chelonia mydas (Green sea turtle)
Lineage: Eukaryota; Metazoa; Chordata; Testudines; Cheloniidae
Gene: EFNA5
Product: ephrin A5
Exons: 5
Coding region: 6856-7542 (228 amino acids)
Biological process (GO): axon guidance; regulation of cell-cell adhesion; regulation of actin cytoskeleton organization
Cellular component (GO): plasma membrane; external side of plasma membrane
Molecular function (GO): ephrin receptor binding
Source: RefSeq, a predicted model, not a curated record
AAUUACACUUUUUAUUUGAUAGCUAUUUCCAAUUUUACAUGUAUUCUGUGACGAAUUUCAUAUUGUAUGGGAAGAUUUUCCAAAGAGCAAUCAGGUGCUUAUCUCCCAUUUAUGGAUUUGAAAAUCUCUCCCUGUAAUGCUUUGUAUAUCAAGUUUUGCUGGAAAAAAAAGUUUGAUGCCAGUUUGAAGUUCAGGGAAAUCCUCUGCUUUCUUCUCAAAGGUCUUUCUUGAAAUAUUUAAACUCUAAAGUUUCCAGGCUAGCAGCCAAUAGACAUGUGCAGAAGAUGUCUAUCAACAGCUCCGUUCUUUUUCUAAUUGGUGAGUUCAAGUGCUUCUGGGUGCUCAGACAGAUACACAGAUUUUGUACUGACACGUUGAAACAGAAACAGUGUGGAUGGUUAUUGAUAACUUUCAUUAAAGGUAUAAAUGAAUUCCAAGAAUAAUUUGGCAAAAAAAUAGGCAAGGUUUCUGGGGGUGUCAGACAGCUGUUGAGAACAGCAUCAAAUGAAAAUUUGCAAAAAUAUCAUUGACAGUUUGCAUUUAUGCAGCUCCUUUCAACUGAGGAUCUCAAAGUAAUUCAUCUGAAAAUCUACAAACAUUAAUUAAUUGAGUCUCGACACAUUCCGGUGAAAUAGGUGUAUCUAUAUUAGCAUCUUUUAGUACAUGGGGAUACAGCGGCUGAGAGGUUAAGUACGUGGCCAAGGCCACACAGUGUCAUUGAAAGAAUUGUGAACAGAAUUGAGAGUCUUCCAUUCAUCCUCUCUUCUAAUUAGUAGAAAAUGUAAUUAAAUAUUUGAGGCAAGUUUAUCUGUGAUCAUUUGAUUCUCUACUUUUCCACAAAAUUACACAAACUCAAAAAAAAUGAAAUAAAAAAUCCAUGUGUACGUUACACACACACUAUCUCACUUAGGUAAAUGCAUAUCUAAGAGGGAAAAGAAAAAAAGAAAACAAAUCCUUAAGUCAGAAAAUCACCCAGCAAGAAAGGCUUCUAUCUGGCUCAUGAAUAUUUGCCUAUGCUUGAUUCAAAUAAUGAAUAUAUUUCUCUGUAAAGAGUUGAAUGAUUCUCUCUAACAUUAUUACGUAUGCCUUUGGUACUACUCAUGUUGUAUGAAAAAUAUGUUCAAGAUUUUGUUCUGUAUUACUCUUUGAUAGCCUACAGUGUCAGGAGUUACAGUAGAAUAGAGGAGGAUUUAUAAUUAUUAAUCAUUCUGUUCACUUAUUAAUUUUAAAAACAGUCUGAACUACAAGUUUUGAAAGUCAUAUUUCAGUAGUAGUUUUAUGGCAACAGGAAGGGAUUUUAAAAAUGUAAGGAAAUGUAAUGUUUGGAAGUUCUGAAACAGAAAUUUCAAUGUAUGCAAUAGAUAAACAAAAGCUCGGCUUUUAAUAUAUAUUGUUCUUCAUAAAGAACAUAAGAUAAGUUAUAGAGAGUCCACUAAGAGAGUCAGCUAUAUAAAUAGGAUCUUGUUUUAGGUUAAACCCAAUAAAAUUCCACUUAAACAAAAAUGUAAUGAAAAAAUUCCCCUCCCUUUCUAUAAAACAUACACAGAAAAUUCUUGAAACUUACACUGUUUGCAGUUUUAAGCUGUUUUUGCAGGGGGUCAGUAUUUCUUAAAGCUCUUGUCUGCACUCCCCCAUAUUUUUAAUUAUAGAUAAAAUUCUAGUGGUCAAUCCUUUCCCCAGUGAAGUCAUCAGCUUCAGUAGAAGCAGGAUUGGGCCCCAGUUGUUUACUCUUAAAAUAGGAUCCAAAAUUUAUACCUCAAAAAUCAACACUGCAAACCAAAAAUGCUACACAUAUGCUACAGGAAAAGUUUUAAGGUGCUCUGUCUUAUUGUUUAUAUUUGUGCAUUUAGCUGACACCAAACUAUCUUUAGUCUAGCUCAUCUGGCACUUAGGAAAUAUACAAGUUAUUUUAACAGAACUGCUUGCAUGAAUAAGACAGUCAGGAUUUGGCUCAGUAUGUAAUUAAUAUCUGUUUAAAUGACCAACUAUUCUCUUGAUUAAUGGUUCAAAACACUGUGUAGUUACUUAAAAGUCCAUGAAAAGCCAAGUAUUUCUCUGCAGCUUUCUCAGGUAUAUUAAAGGAAAACCCAUUAUAAGUGUAAGUCUAAAGCUACUCUUAGUUAUGUACUUUAAAUUAUUUCAAGAUACCUAAUCUGUUAGCCUAAUGUUUAACAGCAGCACAGUAUAACCAAGGCAGUUAAAAUGCUAUGUAACUGCCAGAAAACACAUAUUACAUAAUUCAUAUUUAAACAUUUGUUAAGAUUGUCAAGCGGGGGAUAAGGUGGUGGCUAUGGAAGCCAUUCAUCAGCCAAUUCAGAUCUAUUGCUUAUAAACUUGGAAAUACUUUAUUCAAAACAGUUUAACUGAAGUUAAUGCUGAACAGUUCCCUGUUAACAAUCCUUAUGAUUCCACAAAAUGCAUACAAGGCCAAGGUGCUCAUUGGAAUGCAGUAGCAGUUUACAUCUUUGAUGUCAAUAAUUGCUUAAUCAUGCAACUACAAAAGGAGGCAUUAAGACAGUGGAUGACAUCUUGUUGGAUGUUAGAUAUUCAGUAUGCCCAUAUAAAUUGCUCAUGAUGUGACAUCUGCAAAGAGCAUAGACCUUUCAGUCACUAAAGAAUUAUUUUUUUAAAAGACGCUUUUUGUUUUGUUUUGGUUUAAAGUGCUUGUUUCUCUAACUCUCUGCAUUGUCUAUAAACGAAUAAAAUACAGCCAUCUAUAGUUUAUUAAACAAAAGAAGGUGGGGAGAGGGAGACAGUACCAUGACAGCUAUGUCUUUCUGCUUCAGCCAGUAUUCUCUUUUUUUACAUUUACAGACCAUAUUAAUUUUACUCACUUUACUUGUGUUCUGCACCUCUCUGUUGCUGUUAGUAUACAAAGGGUCUGCUCCUGUAUACCUUGCAGAGUAUUGGAUGUGCAGGAUUGAAACUCAGUGGAAAUAUAUAACAGACUAUCUAUCAAAAAUGGCUUAACUAAAAAGUCAGCUUUUUCCUGCAAUAUUUCUUACAAGACACCAAGGGAAAAAUAAAUUAAAGGAGCAAAAGCCAACCACUUUUCUUUUUAGCUGUCAUUAAGGAGAUCCCUUGAAAGGGUCUAUAAUAAGAAGAUUUCUUGCCCAGGCAAUGCAAGGAUGUCUGUGUAUAAUAUUCCUAUUAUCAAAAUAGUUAAAGGAAAUUUUAACAUAAGAUGGAAUCCAUUCACACACAGAGAACUCAGCCCAAGCUAUCAAAACUUGGAAAGCCUACAAAAGUGACAAAAAUAAUAAAGGUCAUAAAAUUAGAAAUGCUAUUUUUUUUUUUUUAGAAAAUAAAAUAACUUAGCUUUUUGGGGGGUAUUUGUUACUUCUGGAGUCUUAGAUGGGUUUUUUUCCCCCCAGGAAUAUUUCAUGGGCUGCAACAUGUUAGAGUAGGAGGCUGAAGGUAAUCCUGGUAAGUAACAACUAAAUAAAUCCUUUUAAAUCCAUGAUAAGGAAGUAAAAACAAAACAAAACACACUAAAGUUGUAACUUUUGUUUAGAUAGAUUUUUUUUUAAAUAGUUCAGGUGCUAUUAGUCCUUGCCUUGUAAUUGAAAUAUGUUUUUUUUUAAUUGUGGCAAAGCUGAAUAUCCAUUCACAGCUUCAAAAUAUUUGUAUGUAGUAGAGUGUAUACAAAUAGAAAAUAUUAAUCUAAAUAUACUUUAGAUGCAGAGAAAAAUGCAUAAUGAGAUCAAAGCCUAAAGCUAGAGCAGCUGUGAAUACUAUUUAUAUGAGGGAUUUUUACUCGUUUAAAGGGAAACACACAACAAAACAGUGAAACUUGAAGUGGUGUUUGACCUAUUCAUUUAAUUUGGUAUUUCGGACUAGUCCAGUGUGGGGAAUUUUAUCGGGCUCACUUUUCUAGUCUGUUUAAGAAAUACCAACAUGAAGUGCGGCAUGAUAAUCUACCACUGGAGGGAGUCUGGGAGCUUUCAAACAGCUCAAAAACACCGGGAAAACGGCGAGCCACAGGGGGAGACUGAGUGGGCACGGAAGAGAAGGACACGAUGAGAGAGGUUUUUAUUGAAGCAAAAGAAAAUACAGCGGCGCUGGCACGAUUUCAGUCCAAAACUAAAGGUGCUUGGGUCAGACGAGACAGGAAUACUUGAGAGGGACCUGGGAGGGGGUAACUGUAGCCUGAGUGCUGUGACCCUUCGCAGUCCAUGCCGCCUUCUGUCCAUAGAAAAAGAGCAAAGCCCUCGUCCACAACUAUUGUCCCAUUCAGCCAACCUCUUCCUGAGGCUUUUGCAAACUUCGGAGCUAAACGGGUUUGUAGCUUGGGGGGACAAAUGGAAGGUAAGAGACCGUGUGUCUGUAUAGACACAACACACCCCUUCAAAUUAGGGAUGGAGAAGCUCACCUGAUCUAAGCUGCCUGCCAGUGCAGCAUAGCACGUACAGCUAUGGUGCAUGGUGAUGGCAUUUCUGCCCUUUGAGAGAUGUUAAUGAAAUAGAGCUGAGUAGUUCCAUUAUUAUUAGCUCAUCCUCAUAGUUUACACGUAGAACUUGCAGUGUUUUUUGGCGGUUCAUUUUGCCGCAUUAACACCAGCUCCGCCGAUGCGGGGUUACAUUUGUCUGAUAAUUGUCCAAUGAGAUAUUUGCAGGACACGCCCAAUUAUAAACUCUCGCUUGAAUAAACUACUUUAAAGACACACACAGCCGUUUAGCAAGCCAAAAUGCAAUUGUUGGAAGAAGAGGAUUAAAUCUGUUUUCCAGACUGCUAAACAACCGUCCGGUUUUAAUUUGAUUAUGUAAUAUUUAAGAUUAGCGUUGCAAUUUUGCAAACCAAUUCAAUUGAUCCUGUCGCAUCUCAUCCAGUAACAGCUGAUGUCAGAUCCCCGGUGGCGUAUAAAUCAUAUAUCUAAAUCUAAACUAAGUGAUGAAGGAGCUUUAUUGCACGAUUGAAUUAUUUUCUACACUCUUUUCAGUGACUGCUGCCCACUCUUAAGAUUGAGUUUAUGGGCGUGUAUGUGAGUGAGAGAGGACCCCUAGACAGAACCUGGGUUGAAAUGGUUACAUUUAGCAGUAAGGCCAUACACGGACCACUCGGAUCUCCUUGUAAUUCAAUUAGUCAGGUUUCAGGAAGGUGAGGCUGGGUAAAUUUUUUGGCAUGGGGUAGGGGGAAAUAAGGAAACGCCCCUUUUCUCGCGUCGUAAACCAAUCCGCGUGCAGUAAAAAAAAGGGGAAAAAAAGCAGUCUGUAAGCAAACAGCAGGCUGUGCCCUGACUGGCUGCGCCGGCACAUCCCCCCCUCCCUUGCUCAAGUAAACUGCAUGCAAAAAUCCCACAUGAUCAACCAGCAGCGCCUCUGCUCCGAGCUAGAUGUCUGCGCCUCCUCCGUGCAUCUACUCCUCGCACACACCAGCUUCCAGAUCUCUCUUCUGACGCACACGCAUGUGUAUGUAUGUGCGUGUGUGUGUAUAUAUAUAUAUACACACCGUGUAUAUAGCUAUGCAGCUGUCUGUUGCACACGCACAUGCACACAGACGCCCAGAGCACUAGGCUCCUAGAUUUUCCUAGGCUGCUGAUGUCGGAUUCACAGGCAGUGAAGGGACCAGCGUUGCAAAAGGGGGCGUGACAGUUUAAAUAUCCCCCCUCCCAAACAUUUUUUUUUUUUUGCAAAACUGACUUUUGCCCCUCCCCCCCCCCCGCUGCAUUCAAGUGUAUUUGCUUGCUAGGGCGGAAUAUUUUUUUCUUCAGAGGGAAAAGCUGCCGGGCAAGACCAAGACGAAGGCUUGAUUUGUUUUCUGAUGUAGUCCUCUGAGGGGUGCUUGCUUUCCUCCCCCUUCCCUCGCUCUUUCAAACUGUUUCGUCCUUCUUCCCAAGUCGACGGUUCAGGGAUGGACCCUGCUUUAUUCUAACACAGACACUUUGGGAAGCUGAGGGAGGAGAUUCCUGCGGCUCCAUCUCGUUCCCUGUGCAGAGGAGGCGGCUUGACACCAGCAUCACCAGAGGAGUUUGUGGGCUUUCAGUUUCCGCGCCUGCGGGGUUCGGCUGGUUUUACAGCCUCUCCUAAAACACCCUCAUUUCCAUCUGCUCGAGUCCCGCGCCGCAGUACUGCUUGGAUUGGCCGCUUUUUGUGCCUUUGCUGUGGCUCGGUCCGUGGUGCAUCCAGCGCCCAGGAACAGGAAGGACAAGAAACCCACCCCACGAAGUCUCCUCCACCCGAGACGCUCUCUGCUGCAGAGCAGGCUCCCCAGCUCCAUCCGCGCAGCAGCCGGACUCCUCGGGGCUCGCGUGCUGCCCUUCUGCAGUGUGUGUCUGUGUGGGGGGAGAGCCGCAAACUUUGUACUGGCUGCACGGAUUCGCCUCCCGCCCGGCCCAGCUGCCUGGACACAUUCCCAGGACCCCGGGGGGGAGGGCGCCAGGGGGAAGAUUUGUUGCUGCUGGUGCCCCUCCAUCCUCGCGCGCUUACCUGAACCGGUUGCAGCUGCCUCCAGAGCCGGAGGGCUGCGAAGGAAGGAAGGACCUUGAAUCCCCUCCCCGCAUGUGCCACCAGCCACCAAGUAACUUUGCAAGAGGCCGGAGAGCGGUGCCUUGAGAGGAGCCCCCAGCCUAGCGCUAGCAGCCUCCCGGCACCGGUGUAUGUCUCCUCGUGGGCUCCGCACUGGACUCCCGGCUGCCGCCGCCCGCCUCGGCUCCCACAUCCCCCUGCCGGGGUGACUAAGCUCCAGCGGCUCCUGAAGGGACCCAAGGAUCCUCCCCCCCCCCCGCCACACCCUAUCGGGGGGGCGUCUUGCUGCGGCUUGUCAGUGCAGCCUCCGUGUGGCCCCCUCCCUGCCCUUUCUGUGACUUGCCUGCCUGAGUGGACACCCCCCGGUGGCGGUGUGGGCCGGGACUCAGUGAUGUUGCACGUGGAGAUGUUGACGCUGGUGUUUCUGGUGCUCUGGAUGUGUGUGUUCAGCCAGGAUCCCGGCUCCAAGGCGGUGGCCGAUCGCUAUGCCGUCUACUGGAACAGCACCAACCCCAGAUUCCAGAGGGGUGACUACCACAUUGAUGUCUGCAUCAAUGAUUAUUUGGAUGUGUUCUGCCCUCACUAUGAGGAUUCGGUGCCAGAAGAGAAGACUGAACGCUACGUUCUUUACAUGGUGAACUUCGAUGGCUACAGCUCCUGCGAUCACACCUCCAAAGGAUUCAAGAGGUGGGAAUGUAAUCGGCCUCAUUCCCCGAAUGGACCAUUGAAGUUCUCAGAAAAAUUCCAGCUCUUCACUCCCUUCUCACUAGGAUUUGAGUUCAGGCCAGGCCGGGAAUAUUUCUACAUCUCUUCUGCAAUCCCAGAUAAUGGAAGGAGGUCCUGUCUAAAGCUUAAAGUCUUUGUGCGGCCAGCAAACAGCUGUAUGAAAACUAUAGGUGUUCAUGAUCGUGUUUUCGAUGUUAACGACAAAGUAGAAAAUUCAUUAGAACCAGCAGAUGAUACCGUACAUGAGUCAGCCGAGCCAUCCCGCGGUGAGAAUGCAGCACAGACACCGAGGAUAUCCAGCCGGCUUUUGGCAACCCUAUUGUUCCUCCUGGCGAUGCUUUUGACAUUAUAGCACAGUAUAUUCCAGUAACCUUCUCACAGAAAACAUCAGGGUCUUGGAACAUCAAAGAUCCACCUAACUGCUCCUCCCAGGAAAGGGACUUUAUAUUGGUUUUGCAGAUGUCAAAUUUUGGGGGGAGGGCGGGAGGGGUUGUUUGUUUGUUUGUUUGUUUUCUUUUCAGCCUGAACUAUGAGCAAGAAUUUGAGGGGAAUAACUAGUUUCAGUUCCCAACCUUCCCCAUGACUUUCCUUGACCCCUCCAAAAAUCAAAGGACUCAAAAUGAAAAUGCCAAAUUAUAACAGUGAUACUAGUGAUUCUUAUUUUCCUCUUCAUUCUCCUUUAAGAAGUCACUUCUGCUAGCUCACUGUAUCAUCUGUAUGUGAAUACGGAAGAAUAGUGGCAGAUGCAGUCAGUGAAGGAUAAGGAACCUGAGUGGAAGCCCACCAGGGUUUUACUCUCCAAUACAAUAUUUAUGCCUUCUCGUUCAGUACUGUAAGAUGAUCCUCCAAGGCAUCAUGUCACCAUGUCAGGACUGGAGGGGAAAUAUUAAGAACAGAUAUAACACUAUUUCCUCUAGGAGUUUCUAAAUGAACAGGCUUUUAAAAGGAAGAGACACAGUUUCUUGUAAGACUGUCUUGAAACAUCAUUGACAGUAAAAACCUGUGCUCCAUAAUAGAAGCUCUCUUUAGAAAAAAAAAUAUUAAUAUUUAGGAAUGUUAGCACACAGCAAGCAAGGUCAGAUUUAGGAAACUUCACUGGGGGUACGAGUGCCUCUGUUAUUUUCAUUUAAGUGGGUAGUGCACACCAGAUUAUUUUCUUUCAAAACAAAUCACCAUGGUGCUACAAUUUUUUUUUCUUGAAAUGCAAAGAGGCAUUUUUUUGUGAAUAAAGUGACCUUCCCCAGGGCUGACUUAGUAGCUGGUAGCUUUGUAUGCAGCUCUGGGUGACAAUAUGCUCUAAGGAGAGGACUUCAGUGGCCAGAGGAAACAUUUUUUGGGACACAGGAUAUCCAGUGUGUUCUUGAAAAAAGAAAAGGAGUACUUGUGGCACCUUAGAGACUAACAAAUUUAUUUGAGCAUAAGCUUUCGUGAGCUACAGCUCACUUCUUUGUCUCCCCUGCAAGUUCCACCAUCAUGGGAAUAAAAAAAGCCAGAAGAAGCCAGGACAGCCAAUCAGCAUUGUUUGGGGGUGGCGGGGGGUAAGGAAAAGUGUUUGAAAGUAAGGAAUACAAAUUGAAGUGUUGAUUUUAUAUCUUCUCCCUUUCCAACACAGUUUGAACAGUAGAGGAAAUAUGUUUAUCAGCAGGAGAUAAACCAGAUGGGCUCCCAAAGACUUUAACAAAAUAUUUUUUUAAAAAUCCACUAGAAUAGAAAAUACAUUAUUUAGAUAUACUUUAUGCUGAGAGUGAGUAUAUAUGCUUGUCCUAUUUAAACGUGAGAAAAGUGGUAACCCUUGAUGCAAUUAGGAAUAUGGGAACUGUUUUGUUUGAUGAAAUUGGGGGGUGACCCUGUUUAAGGAAUCUGAGCAUGACCAAGAAAGGACUUGAGAAAUCAUUCACCAGGAAAUGCAAGCCUUGGGGUUUCUAUUGGCGAGGCUGCCAUGAUCUUUGAAAUCUGAAAUAUAGUCAGGGAAAUAUGUCAGGCCAAUAUCAAAACAAAGCCUUUCAAACAAAAACUGAUGAUUAUGAUUAUGAUUAUGUUGAAUGUGGAAAAAAAUGGAACACGUUGCAACAAAACAAGGGAUUUUAUGUAUUAGUUAAAAAUUAAUAGGGGUUGUUAAUGGGCUUCAUUUUGUGAAAAUGAUUAUAAAUUAAAUUAAAUUAAAAAGAGCUGCUUCCUAGAAUUUUGAGCAGUCCAUGAUCCAAAAAAGAGAAAAGGAAAUUGUACACAUGUUAAACUAAAUUGAGGGGUUGCCUGAUACUAUACAGUAUGGGUAUUGAUGCAGAAGCUGCCCUUGAGAUAGAAUCAAGGAAAUUUCUACUAAUAUUGAACACACAAAAUCAAAAACCACAGUCUAGACACUGAAGAAAAUCACCAUUUCAUUACGAAAUAGUCAAUACAUUUCUCUUUCUCCAGCAUGUAUAGUUGGUGCACAUGCUAAUGUUUCCUUCAACUAAGAAUUACAGAACUUUGGGGGAGGUGGGCUUAAGGAUGAAAACACACCUUAUAAUAGACAGCAAAAAGAUAAUAUUGCUAGGUAAGCAUAUUUAAAAAGAUUCACAUUGGCUGCACUUAGUCAUACUUAUAUUAAUAGUGCUGAUUUUAUUUCAGAAGUGAAUUUCAUUGUGUUCUAUCAUUUCUCUAUAAAUGACAAUGGACUCUCACAACCGUAGGUGUAGUUUAACUUCUGUAUUGGGGAGGGACAGCUCCAGUCAGGACAAUAGGAUUGCAUGUCAGGGGGGAAAUUCCAUGCCUGCCCAGGCUUGCAGUUUGGCCGGGGGCGGAGGCGGAGAAAGGCCCCCCAUCUCCAAAUUAUGCCUAUGCUCAAAAGCCACACUUAUCAACAGAAAACUUUUUUUUCACUAGUGUUCUCCACAGUGAAAUUCAAUCCUUUAUUUUACCACAUUGUCAGCGCUAACUAAAUUAAUAAUAGCAAGACUAUCACAGCUAACGGACAGACUACUACACUACAUAGAAUAAUAUAACUGUGAAUUGCAAGCUUACCAGACAUCAGCUUGGAUACUUGAUGGCAUCAGGCAAUCCCAGUCAUAUCAAGUAAGCAAGUGCUGCAAACCAUUGAAUCUUUGGUUUUUGUUGUGCAGAGUUACAAGACUCUGGAAGCUUUGAAGGAUGUUGGUGCAAGUGUAAGCAGCUCCCCCCCCCACACACACACACACACCCACCCUGUGAAGUCUGAGGGACUAACUAAUUCUGCAACAGACAUCUCUCAGCCCAGAUAGUUCACCCCUGUGACCUGCACUCCUGGUUGCCAAGGGCUUUGCAACGUGAAGCAGGGAAAUAAGGAUCAGUCUGUUUAGUGGAUACUAUGUAUCCUUUAAUAGACAAGGUAACAUUUCGUGUUAGCUUAGAAUAUUGUUUUGUACUGUACUUUCUUGAAUGGCAAAGGAAAGACAAGUAAAACUUAAAAAAAAAGGUAUGUUCUUUAAAUUCUGUAUUUAGCAACCUCUGUUGUAUAUAGUGUUUGAUAAUAAAGUAUUAAUUUGAUUCUUAUGUCUUUUGUAAGUGAGAACAAUAGACUUUCAGGAUAUUAAAAACAUGCAUUGAUUAUAAGACAGAGCUUUGAAGCAUCAAGUGUAAUCAUGGCUGAGAACUGAGUUAUAAGGGGCCAUGACACUGCAUCAUACAGGACUCAUCUGUGAAAACUGUUCACCUGAUCUCAAGACUUCACAAUGUCAAAACCUGGAACAACAUGACUUUUGAUGAUCAAUGUUUUGUCCUCAGUGUUUAAAGGUCUGAUGUUACAGCGUGUGGUUUUUUGUGUUGGUUUUUUGUUUUGUUUUGUUUUGGGGUUUUUUAACAUGUUGGUUUCUAAAAGGCUUUGGGGAUUGAACAAUUCUUCUAUUCCUUUGUUUUCUUUAUCCUUUGUUGUUUUCUGUUUUCCUUCUGUCUUUUCCUUCCCCUCCCUUCAUGGAUAGUUUUUUCCCCCAGAAGGGAUCUUGCCAGUAUCAUGUGUGACAUGUGCAUGGACUUGAUUCCAAAACAACAAGCAACAGACUUGGGAGAGUCAAACGUGGAUUAUUUCCUUUCCUGUAUAUUUGUGGAAGGAAAGGGAUUGUAUUUGUACCUGUUGAUUUUUCCUAGAAACUGAACUUUAUCUGUUGCCUCAUGAGAGCAAUUGUUCUUUCAGUUUCAGAAAAUCAGAAAAUAAUUUAAUUUUUCCCCUUCAUCCAUCCACUCAGAUUUGUGCUCACCAGUUUUACUUUACAACUCCUCACUUUACUCCCAUCCCCCUCCACUCCCCUUCUCCCUCGUUCUUUUAAUUUGGAACAGUGAAUGGGCAGAUCUGUUUCUGGUUUGGCAUCACUGAGUUUUUCCCAUGCAUUCGCCCCUGAGCUUCUCGGAUGUGAGACAAAUCUCCCUACAAUAGGCUUGCUGCCAUUGUCUGUACAGUUUAAUAGAUGCUGGCAUGUUGGAGGUUACCCAUGAGUCUGCAAAAUCCGCUUUCCAUGCUUACUCUUGACACCCCAUUGAAGCCACUCAUUGUGUGUGCAUCUGGGUAUGAAAGUCCAGCUCAGUGUGGUCCUGUGCUUGUACUGCCCUGCUUUGCAGUUUCUUUGCACUUAUUCAUUGAGUGCUGUUUUUGAAAUGCUUACAUUAUAUGAACUUAAAAGAAAA